This is a messenger RNA of Anastrepha obliqua, 1106 nucleotides long. RefSeq names its product phospholipase A1 VesT1.02-like. Lineage: Eukaryota; Metazoa; Arthropoda; Insecta; Diptera; Tephritidae. The record is from RefSeq and is a predicted model, not a curated record. Gene Ontology annotation, biological process: lipid metabolic process. The transcript has 3 exons. Gene Ontology annotation, molecular function: lipase activity. The coding region runs from base 1 to 1041 and encodes 346 amino acids.
AUGAAGACUUUCUACUUGUUGGCAAUUUUUGCCUUAGCAGCCACAGUUUCGGCCUUCCCAGUGGAAGAAGGUCGUGAAAAUGGCGAAAAUGGCUGGUAUAUUCCGCAAAUCGAUGGCUCUUUCGUCUGGAUGAGCACUGAAGAGGGUGAAGCUCUGCUCGACGCAAUGGAGAAGGACGAAGGCGUGGAGGAUCCUACGUACCUUACUCUUGUACCCGUCUCCUAUUACUUGUACACCAGCAAAAAUCCCACUACCGCACAGAAAAUUUCGGCUACCAAUACAUCGAUUUCGGAAUCGAACUUCGAUGCUAGCAACCCUACCAGAAUUUUGAUUCACGGUUGGUUGCAAGGUUACAAAGCCAGCAUGAAUACUGAAAUUCGUGAUGCUUGGCUGAGCCGUGGAGAUUAUAAUAUCAUCGUCGUAGAUUGGGCACGCGCUCGUCUCAUUGAUUACGUCUCUUCUGUCCUGGCUGUUAAACCCACUGGCGUGAAGGUGGCCAGUUUUAUUAAUUAUUUAGUGCAAAACCACAGUCUCUCCUUCGACACAACCGAAGUCAUCGGACACAGUUUGGGCGCUCAAAUUGCCGGUUACACUGGUAAGAAUACCGACGAUAAGCUUCAUGCUAUUGUCGGUUUGGAUCCCGCUCUACCACUCUUCAGCUACAGCAAACCCAACAAGCGUUUGAAUAGUGAUGAUGCCGAGUAUGUUGAGUCUAUUCAGACAGAUGGUGGUCAAUUGGGCUUCUUGAAACCCAUUGGUAAGGGUGCUUUCUACCCGAACGGUGGUAAGAAGCAACCUGGUUGUGGCUUGGAUUUAACUGGCGCUUGCAGUCAUGCUCGCUCUUGCACCUAUUACGCUGAGGCUGUGAAAGAGAAUAAUUUCCCCAGCAUGCGUUGCGGAACCUACACAGAGGCUGUGGCGAAAGAGUGCGGCGCCUCCUACAGUGGUGCGAAAAUGGGCGCCGUAACUAAUGCCUAUAUGGUGACUGGAGAUUACUAUGUACCCGUACACAGCACUGCACCAUACGGUUAUGGAUCUUAAAUGGGUCACACUUUCAAAAAACGAGCAUAGAUAAAUUCUUAAAUAAAAAAAUUUGCUACCAAUUA